AUGGGACGAAAGCCUCGGUUUAUCGGACUGGUCAAGAAGGCUUACGCGGGCGAGGAAUUCACCCCCAACAGUCAAGUACAACCAUCAGAAGAGAUCCAGUUCUCCUCUAUACUUGACCACAUACCAUCCACACAAGGUGAUGGAUCCCAGGAGUACCUACUGCAAUGGACAGAUGGGGAGCGUACCUGGAUACAUGAAUCAGACAUCGCAGAUGCUGAUAUUCUUACACUAUACCGACAGCGUACCAGACGCAAGCAACGGCAAUCCAGGCCGAAGAAGUCUACAUCAACGAGCACUGAUCAGCGAUCAGCGAGCACCCUGAAGCGCACGAGGCGGGGAACUUAA
This is a messenger RNA of Sphaeroforma arctica JP610, 345 nucleotides long. RefSeq lists its product as hypothetical. The transcript has a single exon. The record is from RefSeq and is a predicted model, not a curated record. Lineage: Eukaryota; Ichthyosporea; Ichthyophonida. Bases 1 to 345 code for a protein of 114 amino acids.